GAAGGUCUCGGUAUUAGUCUGGUGGUCUGCUGAGCUCUCCAGAUUGGGUAUCAAGCACCAUGAAGAUCAGUUUUGGUCUUGGGAAAGCAGGAAGCCCGGAGGUCUCAGCAUCAUGGCUCGUCUUGGUGUGGGCGCUGUCUGGCGUCUUCACUGUGGAAUCACUCACCUUUGCAGAGCGCUAUGAUGUAUGGAGCAAAGAUCUGCUCCAGGUUUCGUGAUCCAGACGCGGUUCCUGGAAGGUCGACGCUGCUACUGCAAAGUGCCGCAGGCGACUACAACUACUACGCUUCGACCAACCGCCACCAGCACACCUAUUUCUACAACAACUAUUACAACUACAACCAAAAUUACAACUACGGCAGCGAGAACAACUUCAUCGACAACUACCUCAACAUCGCCUACAGCAUCGACGACUACGCCAACCUCUACAUCAUCGACAUCUUCUGCAUCAACUACUACUUCGACAUCUACAUCUACAACCACUUCGACAUCUACAUCUACAACUACUUCAUCUUCUACAUCUACAUCUACUUCGACAUCUACAUCAACUACUACUUCGACAUCUACAUCUACAACUACUUCAUCUUCUACAUCUACAACCACUUCGACAUCUACAUCUACAACUACUUCAUCUUCUACAUCUACAACUACUUCAUCUUCUACAUCUACAACCACUUCGACAUCUACAUCUACAACUACUUCAUCUUCUACAUCUACAACCACUUCGACAUCUUCUACAUCUACUACUUCGACAUCUACAUCCACAACUACUUCGACAUCUUCAAGUACAACUUCUACAUCUACAACUACCUCAACGAGCACUACAACAACUUCAACAUCUACCUCUUCGAGUACGUCAACAUCUACAUCUACAACCACCUCCACAUCUACAACCACAACUACAUCAACAACUACAACCACUUCAACAUCUACAUCUACAUCAUCAUCAACAACAAGUACCACAACAACUGAACCAUCAAAUCCAUGCGGUUACUGCAACAAAACGAUUGUCUUGAGUCCGGAAAGCUACCCAAACAAUGGAUCUCUGUACAUAAUCAACUGGUCGUCUCCGAACUACCCUUUGAACUAUCCUGACGGCUGUGUGUGCAGAUUGCACGUCCUGGUACAAAUAACAACGAUUAUUAUAAUAAAAUUUGGAACCAACGACAAGAUACAUUCAUCGACAAACUGCCAGACCGACUACCUAUACUUGCAGGGUGAUGUCCAAACAGUCAAGCGCUAUUGCGACAAAUUGGGGGCAGAAUCAAAUAGCCUCAUAAGAACUACUAACACGCGCACUAAGGAGAUAAUUGCUACAUUUGUGACUUCCUGUGCGGAUGGCUGCACGACAGCAAAGGGAUUCAAUAUGAGUAUAACAGUUUCUGUGUAUUGAGAAGGAAGAGCCACUCUCCUAACUGAAAAAGAACGGAUUAUCUACAAUUGGCUUAAUUAGAACAAUUACAAUAAUAAAGCCAUAAUGUAACCUUGUCUUACUGAUAUUUAGAAUUUCAUCUAGUAACAUUUGUUUAUUUUUAUCUAUUUAUCUUUAUCUAUGUUUACCAAAAGGAUAUUAGUUAUGUAUUUCAUGGGUUUAAGAAAUAAAGCAUCACUUAUCAGCAUA
Messenger RNA from Penaeus vannamei (Pacific white shrimp), 1621 nucleotides. The record is from RefSeq and is a predicted model, not a curated record. NCBI's taxonomy places the organism in Eukaryota, Metazoa, Arthropoda, Malacostraca, Decapoda, Penaeidae.